CAAACUUUCACAUCUUGAGUUGACAUUUGCCUGAUUGAUUUCAUGAUUUGAUUUGAUUGUUUUCUGUAGUUUCUAAUGGUAUAAAUAUCAAUUCUCUGUCGAGAAGAAAACUGCUGUCUUUGAUAGAAAUACAAAAGCGAGAAACUUACCCUAAUUGACACUUCUACCGUAAAUACAUGAUUGAUUUUACUAAGUGUUUUGUUGUGAAGUAGGUCCAUCCUGUGUAUUGAAAGAGUGUAAACAUGUUUGCAAUGACACCGGAAUUUUUCCAAUUUAUGAAGAAGUUAGAAGAGAACGGGGAUAAGCUCACUUGUACUCCCCCAAGUGAACCACCCCUUGACUUUGAAUUUGAUAAUUCUACAUGUCACGUCUGCAAUGGGUACUAUGGGCCCAGCUUUGGGGAGCCAGUCUGCGUCACUUGUCAUGCUUUUCUUUUCCCAGACUUUCCGUCGUAUUUACCUUCGUCAUACUUUUAUAGCGAGAAAACGGAUGACGGUGACUCGGGCAACGACGAGCCUUCGGAUUUAAACUAUAGUUCUGAACGUAAAGUUAACAGAGCCUGCACUGUGCCAUCUUGGUGGUAUUAUAGAAGCUCACUGGACAGUGAGACUAGUCCAGAGGAUGAAGCAAGUCGAGCUAGCAAUUCUGGCGCCGGCGCAAGUAGUAGUGGCAACUGCAGCGGGGUGGGAGGUAACGGCGGCGCGGGGAGGGGUGAUGGACGUAUGUGGCCGGAAGGGCCAUCGCGGCCUGAUGCGGCACGGAGUGAUGGGCCACCUCGAAAUGAUGGGGCGCCUCGAAAUGAUGGGCCGCCUCGAAAUGAUGGGCCGCCGCGAAAUGACAUGCCCCCACGCAAUGAUGGACCUUCUCGGAAUGAUGGGCCACCUUACGCUGAUCCAGGUCGUGCUGAAGGAACGUCGGCUAGCGCUGGUCGCGCUAGUGACCCGCCAGUUCGCGAUGACACUGCCGGGCUAGGCCCACCUCCACAGCCGCCUUGCCUUGCGCGCUCAUUACAAGCUCUUUCUACACCAAGACCACCGGAUAAUUUAGCGCCGGGACUUGUGGAGCAAUUGCCAUCUGAAGUACUCCUGUGCAUCUUCAGCUACCUGGACGACCUGUCCCUGUGCGCGUGCGCAUGUGUGUGUGGGCGAUGGUGGCGCCUGGUCCGCGCGCGCGUGUCCCCGCCGCGGUGGGCUGCCUUCACCCACAAGAGAUUCCCGCUGUACCGCCCGCUGCUUGCAAACAUCGACUGGCACAAGAAAUACCAGUGCUUGGUGGAGUCGUGUUUCUGCCGCAACUGCUUGGUACAGAUGUGUGUGCAGGCGCAACCUGCCGGGGAAGAGAACGCGUGGCGCCGGAACCGACUGAGGAUUGAACUUAAGAUGCUGCGAAACGAUCCCCCUGAAGGUAUAGCGGCGACCCCGUUGGACCCCAAGUGCUGUCACUGGCAGGCCAGUGUCACCGGCCCAAUAGGAUCCCCCUACGAGGGAGGGGUUUUUUAUCUCUACAUACAAGUGCCAUAUGCGUACCCAAUGAGUCCGCCAGUGGUUCGGUUCCUGACCCGCAUCCUGCACCCGAACAUCUCCCGGCACGGCGACGUGGGCAUAGACUCGGUGCACCACAACUGGUCGCUGGCGCUGACCAUCAGUAAGGUGCUCAUCUCUAUACAGAGCCUGCUCACUGACCCUUACACUGCGGUCUGCAUGGAACCAGAGUUAGGAGAAAUGUAUGUACGGGACAGACCUCGUUUUGAAGCUCUCGCAAGAAACUGGACGUGGAGAUAUGCCAUGCACGACAUCCUGUCAUACUGAAUAAGCUUUUGU
Molecule: messenger RNA, 1820 nt
Organism: Spodoptera exigua (beet armyworm)
Lineage: Eukaryota; Metazoa; Arthropoda; Insecta; Lepidoptera; Noctuidae
Source: the annotation of a GenBank genome assembly